UGUAGCUGUAUGAAAACGCGCGGUGGGCUCCGCUUUAACAUUUAUUAAAGAGUUAUUUUCUCUCCCGUAUUUCAUUUUCUUAUUGAUCACCCACCCUCCCCAGACCAUCCGCGUCCCUUAAUUUUUCCAAGGGUUCUUCGUUCAUUGCCUUAAUAGUUGGGUUUUUGGUACCAGUGCACCCAAGGGAGGUCCGUACCUUCUGUCUGCACCAAACAGGAAAAAGCUCUCCAAUUUCUGCUGAUGCGGCAGCGUAGAGAAAUGGCCCGUGCGCUUAUUGCCCCUUAAUGUAUUCAGACCUCUCAAUCGCACCAUCAUAAUUUUCUACCGUUGUGCAGCGCGCGCGCGUCUGACUGUGCAGCUGGACUGGGGGUCAGCGGAGUGGCGGUUUCUCUCGUGCCGUAUCUUCGCGUUCUUCGCUUCCCUACCCUGCAGUCGCUUAAAGCUCGUUUCUCGCUCGCCUGCCUAAUUAUGAUUUCAAACAACCUGCAUCUGCAUUUGGCUUCCACCUCCAAGACUCACGCGCCUACUCGAGUCUUGGAUGCUCCGAACGACCAACGUUAGAGACCAAUGACACCGAAAUGCCACGGACGUUUAGAAGAAAAAUAUAGUCUAUCAAUAUUUCAGGUAAGCUCGAGCAGAGCACGUUGUAAAGUGAUAGCCAUAUCAAAAAGGAUCAGGCGGCGCAAAGUUAUAGCACUAUCUGAAGCUGCUGCCGGACUGGACACAUUCCUACACAGUUUUCUUCGAAAUAAGUGGGUGACAGGGACAGCAGCAGCACGCAGCAGUGGCGGAGUGAAGCAAUGGCCGUGUCAGCGAGAAACGCAGGGGGGCCGCACUGAGGCGUAGCGAGCACUCCCCGGCAGGGGGGACCGAGGCGCACCGCGGAAGGGGCGAAAUAGGAGAGCAGAACUGCGGGAGAAACUGGAUGCCCGUUCAGCCGGGCUGAGCGAAAAUCCCUCAUCCGGCGCCCUGCUCGGACUCCAGCCUCCGGUAUGACCGUCGUGCCCGGAGAUAACAUGGACGAGACCUCGACUUUGCCGGGGAACCCGCAGGACACCUACCCCCCGGACCACGGAGACCACGAAUGCUGUGAGAGGGUGGUCAUCAAUAUUGCGGGACUGCGCUUCGAGACGCAGCUCAAAACGCUGGCUCAGUUUCCUGAAACACUGCUGGGUAACCCCAAGAAACGGAUGCGGUACUUCGACCCCUUGAGAAACGAGUACUUCUUUGACAGAAGCCGUCCGAGUUUCGACGCAAUACUCUAUUAUUACCAGUCCGGGGGCAGGCUGAGAAGACCCGUCAAUGUUCCUUUGGAUAUGUUCUCGGAAGAGAUAAAGUUUUACGAGCUUGGGGUGGACGCGAUGGAAAAGUUCCGCGAGGAUGAGGGGUUCAUCCGUGAGGAAGAGCGCCCAUUGCCCGAGAAAGAAUUUCAGCGCCAAAUCUGGCUCCUGUUCGAGCACCCGGAGAGCUCCGGACCCGCUAGAGGGAUUGCUAUCGUAUCUGUGAUGGUCAUCCUAAUUUCAAUUGUCAUAUUUUGUUUGGAAACCCUACCUGAACUGAAAGAUGACCCGAUAGGCCACUACGAAACUGUGGGGAACACUACCUUCUAUUACAAACCAAAUAUCUUGACCGACCCUUUCUUCAUAAUCGAGACACUGUGUAUUAUCUGGUUCUCGUUUGAGUUGAUAGUGCGGUUUUUCGCUUGUCCCAGUAAGGCCGCCUUCUUCAAGAACAUGAUGAACACGAUUGAUGUCGUGGCAAUCAUUCCUUAUUUCAUCACACUCGGCACGGAGCUGGCGGACGACCAAGAGCCAGACGGCAAGGGAGAGGCGAAGGGAGAGCAGGCAACGUCUCUUGCUAUUCUCAGGGUGAUCCGUCUGGUCCGGGUGUUCAGAAUAUUCAAGCUCUCGAGACACUCCAAGGGGCUACAGAUUUUGGGACAGACCCUGAAAGCCAGCAUGCGCGAGCUGGGACUGCUAAUCUUUUUCCUGUUCAUCGGGGUCAUCUUGUUCUCCAGCGCAGUGUAUUUCGCCGAAGCGGAGGAGAAGGGGUCCUACUUCACCAGCAUCCCGGACGCGUUCUGGUGGGCUGUGGUAUCCAUGACAACCGUGGGCUACGGGGACAUGGUUCCCGUAACUAUUGGGGGGAAGAUCGUGGGUUCCCUGUGCGCUAUUGCCGGCGUAUUGACGAUUGCGCUGCCGGUGCCCGUAAUAGUGUCCAACUUCAAUUACUUCUACCACAGGGAGACCGAGGGCGAGGAGCAGGCUCAGCUUCUAAAUGUUAGUAAUCCGAACAUUGCGUCUGACUCCAAUUCUAGUCGCCGCAGUUCGUCUGCCGUCAGCAAGUCAGAAUACAUGGAGAUCGAUGAGGACAUAAAUAACAGCAUUGACAAUUUCAGAGAAGCCAACCUUAGAACUGGCAACUGUACGGUAGCCAAUCAGAACUGCGUUAAUAAAAGCAAGCUGCUAACAGACGUGUAGAACCGAAGCACCAGCAGCCGGUGGACUUAAGUGACACCAUGUCUCCUUGUAUAUAAUGUAUAACCCUAAUCCGAAUGCUUUAUUGACCUCGCUAAUGCGUUCUUGCAUUGCGAUUAUUAUCCUCAGCGACGUUAAAGAAAGAAGACGAUAAAAAAGAUACAAACGCUUUCAGAGUACAUGAAAGAUAAUAUUUUCAUUUAUUUUCAAAUGGGAUCCUUCAAGUUCGUUCAAGAGAAAUCGUUUUAACUAGGUUUAUUAAUACUAGCUCCCCUAACCGGGAUUGCCAUUAGUGUAUGUGUGUGUGUGUAUAUAUAUAUAUAUACAAGCUAUAUAUAUAUAUAUAUUCAGCACGAUUAUAACGAGAGAACCAGUGGUAUCGGUUCUGCAGCGAUAACAAGCAUCUGCAGCUAUCGAUCAACGUAUUCCCUCGCGCUAGGGCAUACUGUACCGCAACUGUACAGUCAACAAAAGUACUGCAUCAAAAAAAGCGACUGCUCCUUCACUGCGAAUUCACAGUGGACGUAGUUACGGGUUCGAGGAUAUCUGCAAUGCUGCUAUUCUUUCCGCAGAUGCAGGCAAUUUACAAUUCUGCAAGGUUGGUAAGAUGUCAUGCAGUUCAGAAGCAAGACAGCACAAUGAAGAAGAAAAAAAAACGAGUAAAAUGUUCGCAUGUUCAGAUACUCUUCUUUUUAAUAUUGGCAUGUGUGAGACAUUAUCUCAUAUGAUGGGAAAUCUAUCUUUGUUUGAUCCCAACUUUCAGAUUCCGUUCUCUCAUUUGCUUUCACCAAAAGUGCACUGGUUAUGUAUUAUCAAUGACUAAUAAUUUAAACUUAUUUAACUGCUGAAUGUUAAAUCUUAAGGGAACAGUAACUUUUGGUGAUCAUAGCAUGUCAAAAAUACUCAGCAUUAUGGCCUAAUCGACUAAGGUACUGUGUACCCUGGUACAAUAUAUUUAGUGCAUGACGUCAGUAUUAAACAGCUUGCGGUAAACUGAGAGACUUUAGAAGGAUCAGAUGACUUUCCUAGUUAUUGUUAAGGAGAUGAGAGGCUUCACGUCCUAAUUUUGUCUGAACUAUGACUCAAUAUAUCUAAGCCCAACAUUGGGGAAACUUGGCUUCUUAACAAAGGUAACAAAGAAGAAACAAUUAUACUGAAACACGUAUACUCCAUAGUUAGCACCGGUCAGCAUUACUGCAGAAUCGCAAUGCAUGAUGGACCUUCUCAGAACAAGGAAAUCUGAAAAUUAUUAGCCUAAUCAUGUAAAAGGUGCACACAUACUGCUCUGACUCUUAAAUCUUUAAUGGUUCUAAAAUAUAUAUCUAUAUUAUUCAGCACAUAAUGCAGAGGAAAAUGCAGCAAUUUUACUUAUAUUAGUUGCUAGUGCCUUUUAAACCUCUUACCCAUAGAAUCGUUGAAAGUGCCUCCCCGCGCAUCAUAACUACUCAGUUUUGAACAGGAGCAGAGAGGCGUUUCUCAUCACGCGACAGUGCAAAGUAGAGAGCAGCCAACCCACGCACGUCCCUUAGGCCCCAGGAGUGACAACUGAAAAAUACAGCCCGACGACACCGUCAGCAGGUGCAUUCUGGGAAGUUGUGUUAUUGUUAUGGUGGAGGAUGAUGCGGUUGCUGGGCAACACAAUCACACAAAAUAGCAAGGGGAAGGGGAGGAUUCUGGAUCCCGGGGAAGGGGGGGGAAGGGGGAGGAGCUUGAGUGGCAGAGAAUCCGGAAUCACGAGGCGAACAGUCCUGAGCGGAACAUUCCCGCCAAAAAGCCCUGCUCUCGUUUUCAACUCCAGGCCUCAGCAGGACUCCCAGCCACAGAACAAGACCCAUACAACCGACCAACCGGUCAAUACACCGCUGCAUCAGAUCCACCAUUUUUUAAAGAGUGCUCAACAUCCGCUCUACUUUUCAUUUUUUACAUUUUUUCUUAUGUCCCUCGGGACUUUGCCGUGACAAGCCUUUUCUGUUGUCUACCUCAGCCAGUCAGCGCACUGCUCCUUAUCCCACGCGUUAAACUGCAGCGCUCCUCAUCCCAUGUGUUAAAACCUUCAGUCUCUGCAUCGUCCGUGGUGAUAGUUUCUCUUCGACCCCUCACAUCAGUCAACUGCUAUGGAGCGGCUUGGGGAAAGCUGCCCGUGUGGAAUCACACACAGUACAAUCCCCACUUUCUCCCGGUCCCUUCAGCUGCGCACAGUCACCAGCCACGCAUAUCAGGCCCGAGCCGGAGACGGACGGACCCCCGAGCCCCAGCGAGACGAGGCGGACGCCCUGGAGGGGACAGGCCCCUCCGUCCGCCUCCGACAAACACCUGAGACUCGAGACUGGGGCGAUGUGUACAGCCCGUCCGACACGAACACGCCAACAACCUUUCCUCCGGAUGUUUGGGAAUGACAGAAGAAAAAGAAAUGAAAGAAAAAAAAAAAAAAAAGUUAUUUUUAUAUAUGGUUUUGUUAACAAUCAAACUUGUGUGCAAUCAGGAUUGUCGGAGUAGCCGGGGGGGGGGGGGGGGUUUAGAGUAUCUAUACGGACAUUUUAGUCGGCGGCUCUUAAGGUUUGUGUAGGUUUUACCCGAACAUCGCGAUGGACAAUGCUGACGCGCUGGAGAUGCACAGAACAGGUAGGCUGCCGCGGCAACGGUUCUCAGUGUUGCUAAGCGAUAACAGGGAAGAGACAGGACCGGGUGACACUUCCCUUCUAAAGACUCAGGAGUAGGUUAACCAGGCCGAGCAGCGGUGCGGGUGUACAGUGUUUUAGAAUACAGGCACAUGUGCUGUUCUGCUUGGGGACGCAGCUGAGUGGCUGAAAACACAGCGACAGAUCAAACUGGACUAAAUGCACAACUCCCACCCCGAGUGUGCAGCACGCACUGAGAGAAGCUGUUCAGAGUGUAGUGUGAGGUCUUCUCAAUUUGUUUUAAAUACAAAUUAAAAUGAAUGCCAGGAUAACUUCACAAUUCAUACGAUCAUAAAAGGCUUAGCCAGCUCCCGUAUCAUACUUUAUUUUAAUUUUUAUUUAUUUUUUAGUAGCAGUCUUAAGUCUUGUUUAAGAAUUCAUUUGAGAGCCCUAUCUGAAUGAAUAAAAACUACACUGGUUGUAAUUUAUUUGUUGGGUCUCCCAAA
Molecule: messenger RNA, 5601 nt
Organism: Anguilla anguilla (European eel)
Lineage: Eukaryota; Metazoa; Chordata; Actinopteri; Anguilliformes; Anguillidae
Product: potassium voltage-gated channel subfamily A member 1-like
Exons: 2
Coding region: 993-2480 (495 amino acids)
Biological process (GO): protein homooligomerization; potassium ion transmembrane transport
Cellular component (GO): voltage-gated potassium channel complex; synapse; neuronal cell body
Molecular function (GO): delayed rectifier potassium channel activity; protein binding
Source: RefSeq, a predicted model, not a curated record